AUGAUAGGCACUGUCGGGCGUAUCGUAUCGUAUCACACGAGUAGUGUUGUGAAUGGCAACAGAGGGAGUGCUGUAACAGCGAAUCCAAGCCAAGACACUGAAGACAAUACAAUGAGUCACCAAAGACUCGUGUCGUCGGAGUUCUACUCUUCAGACAAACCUCCGGCACCACCGGUUAGGUUGGCGUCCGCUCGUGAGCUCACAGUUCCCGUCGAUAUGAGACCUCUUCCUCGAGAGCCCGAUAGAGAGGAUGAGAAGAGGAAAGCAAAGUCUAAGACCACAAAGAAUGUGAAGAACUCUUCGCGCGGUUCCGAGAAGCCAUAUAAGUUUUAUACAGUAGUCUAUCAUGCAAUGACGUUAUAUAUGAGUGGUACCGCGAAUGGUGGAAUAGGUGAUGGUGAUGGUGGUGGUGGUGGUGAACACAGCACCAGUAGGUCACAGUCAAGCCAACACACCAAACAAGAGGUGAUAAGUGUCUGCAAUGCCAUCAAAUGUAACGAAAGCAUUGAUGUGAAACGAAAUGUUGGCAAAAAUCAAAGUCUUAAUGAUAUCCUAGUCAUGGAUUUGGUGUCCGACAAGACAGUGGAAGAGAUUACCGACAUUUGGAAGAGUUAUCAUAAGAACAGAGACUGUAUUUAUGGUGUAAUCCGUGGCGAUACCUAUGACCGCAUGUUCGACAUGUCCUCCAAAUACAAGACAUUCAUAUUUGCGAUCCCAAAGACACGACUUGAAAAUGAUGGCCAACUCUACGCGCAAAACGAUUCAAAUGGUUACGAGUUUAUGUUGAGUCGCUUUGAAGGACACAACUGCUUCUUCACACCAUUGAGUGCUUACCAUAGGUUGGGUGAGACGGCACCGUACGACACAAACGUCUUGAAUGUGUUUGAAGCCCAGUGUUUGGCCAAUCAGUUGCACUGGUAUUAUAGCGCCGACCAUAAUGUCAGACAAUCUAUUCUUUUACAUCAAUUCAAUUGCGAACCAAAUGUUUUCGAUCACAUGAAUGUCAUUCACGAACUCCAACAGAUGUUGACUGUCGGUUCCAGUGAUUCCAGUCAUCUUAGCAAUGAGUGA
Oppiella nova is the source of this 1071-nucleotide messenger RNA. The record is from the annotation of a GenBank genome assembly. NCBI's taxonomy places the organism in Eukaryota, Metazoa, Arthropoda, Arachnida, Sarcoptiformes, Oppiidae.